CGGAGGAGGAGGAGGCGGAGGCGGCGGGAAGGGACCCAGAGCCGCCGCCUAAUUCUCCUCAGGCGGCGGCGCUUCGGUCCUUCAGGUUUCCCGCCCAGGUAGGAGGAGAAGCGAAAGGGCCAAGGACCUCCCGCUCCUGAGGCGGAAUGGGCAUCGCCUCCGCCUCACAGGGAAAGCUCUUCUGAAGAGGAGGCGGCGCUGGCGGCGGCAGAAAUGCGCCUUAGGCCCGUCCCGGCUGCUUCUCCUCGCACCCGAGCUGGUUGAGUCUGAGGCCUCUGCGCGUCCGGCUCUUCCGUCGCUUUCCUUCCCGGCCUCAGCCAUGCAGAGCUCCGGUUUCCCUCAGCUGGGCCGCGCCCAGCACCUCCACCAGCAGAACAACCUCCACCUGCCUCCCUGGUCGCGCUUCGGCGGGCAGCAGCCUCCGUCUUCGCAGCAGGAAAAGGCCGCGUUCCCGGCUCAGCCGUCGCCUUCGCACCCCGCUUCUCAACCUCACCCUCCUCGGCCCCCUCGGACUCCCAGCGCCGACGGCUGGAGGAGGACGGCCACCGACCUGGAGCGCAGCCUCAAGUUCCUGCAGGCGCAGCACGCCGAGACCCUCCAGAAGCUCCACGAGGAGAUCGAUGUCCUCAAGAGGCAGAACAAGGAUCUUAAUUAUAAGCUCAUCAUGCAACCGAUACUUCAGAGGAAAGAUCAUUCUUCCAGCAACUUGCCUAGUAAGUCACAGCCAGGAAGCAGUUCACCGGGGAAGACAAGUGCCGGCUUAAAGAUGGUAGCAUCAGUAGCAAAAGAAGAGCACAGAGAAGAAGGUUCUGAGGAGCUGGAAAAGAAGCCAGUAAGUGGCGAGUUCAUGAUGGACGAGACGAAUGCAGACGAGAAAAUUAUAGAAAGGGAGGUAGACAGAGUAAUGUGGAAUGAAUUGGAGGACUUCAUGCCGGAGCGGGAUACAGUUCCAGAAGAGGCAGCUCAUCCCAGAGAUGCAGAUGUUUGUGACAGGAUGACAUCCCCCAUCCCUUUUUCAUCUGGACAAAGCAGGGCAGGGAAUGUGAAAAUCCCUGCUGCUUCUUCCAACCCCUUCUUGGUGACAGUGCUCCCUUCCUACAUGCGGAAGCCACCAACGCUGGAGGAGUGCGAAGUGGUCAUUCGGCAGUUGUGGAACAUCAACCACAUGCAGAUGCAGGAGCUGAUGUAUUUGAGAUCGUCCUUGGAAGAGAUCAACAAGAACAAAAGAAUUCCUGAGGGCUACAUGCUAUCUGGCCAUGUUGGGAACCAAGAGGUCACACGGUUGCCCAAGGUGAAGAAUGGUCCUAAGAAAUGUAGGAUCCUCACACCACUGCCUGCUGCUGAAAGGGCUGUGUUGCCAGCACUGAAGCAAACACUAGGAAAUGCUUUUGCAGAGAGACAGAAGAGAACACAGGCUGUUCAGAGGAACAGGCUCCACCGGACAGCACUUUAGCAAGUAUGGUUCAAUUGGCCUCUUUUUGUAAUGUGUCUCCUUGCCCUAAAGUGGUUUGAAAGCCAGCUAAACCAUUUCCGAGUGUGUGCUGUACUUUCAACAAAUUGUUUCUGGUGUUCACCACUUAAUUUUUUAAAACUUCAUAAUCAUCCUUUUUUGUCCACCUAGCUACAGAAGAUCACAGUGACCUUACUUCUCCCUAGAAACUGUUCUACCUUCAGUAGUAAUUAAGUUUACUUUUUUAACUACAGAAUUGGGGGCUUUUAGAUGCCAAAUACACAAAGCCUCCUUAGACAACCCCAGGUCAAGGGGGUAUCAAAGUGACUUUGCCUUUUAGCAAACAAGAUUCUGUGCCCUUGUGCUCAGGCUGCGGUGGAGCCAAAGGAGUUUGGGGGGUUGCAAGAGAAAAUAAGUGAGUGUUAAACACUGGAACAAUACAUUUAUUACAAUAAAACAAAUGCCUUAGUUCAUGUAUGAAAUAAUUGAUACUUUGUACUGCAAUCAAUCAGAACUUCUUAAGUACAUUUUAAAAAAUGUCCUCAAAUUGACACAGCAAUCACACAUUUACAGAUAGCACAGCAAUUGGAUGCCGUGUUGAAGAGUGCAAGCCAGUAUUCAGCGACUCUGCUGCAAAGGUGAUAGCAGAAGUAUGUAAAAACAGCAAUACUUCCACAAAGAUCAAGAGAGUUGUGCAUGGGAGGUAGGAGAAAGCAAAGCCAGGGCUGAGUGAAGCAGCCUCAGUCUCACCCUAUGCCCAAGGAGGCUCCUUCUGUGAGGCACAAGUUGAUGAAUGACACUUGACCCAUGGCUUGCCAGAGCCACAUCAGUCUAAUAGCUGGCUGCCUCAUAGUUGGGAAGACACAAACCGCUCGCCUGCUUCAGUCAGUCACUCACUCUGCACACAGCUAUCAAAGAACAGCUUGUGUGGUGGGUGUGCAGGCAGCCUCUUCUUGGGCUGGUAUCCAACCAAGCAUACAUAUAUACA
Messenger RNA from Zootoca vivipara (common lizard), 2438 nucleotides. RefSeq names its product coiled-coil domain-containing protein 74B. The record is from RefSeq and is a predicted model, not a curated record. NCBI's taxonomy places the organism in Eukaryota, Metazoa, Chordata, Lepidosauria, Squamata, Lacertidae.